Molecule: messenger RNA, 351 nt
Organism: Staurois parvus
Lineage: Eukaryota; Metazoa; Chordata; Amphibia; Anura; Ranidae
Source: the annotation of a GenBank genome assembly
AUGUGCCACUUUCGGGUCUCCUCACACUGCUGCCAGGUCCAUACUGAUUCAUGGCCCCCUGCCUCUGUAUGGCCUUCAAUUUAAGCUGCUUACGCUUCGCCACUCUGCCAUGGGCCCCUGUACCACCUCCUCACUGCUGCUGCCAGGUCCAGAGUGUGUCAUGGGUCCCUGUACGGCCUCCCAUUGCUGCUGACUUCAUCGCCAGACUCUGCCAUGUGCCACUUUCAGGUCUCCUUACACUGUUGGUGGGUUCCAUUUUGUGAUAGGGUGCUGUAUGGCCUUCCAUUGCUGCUGCCUCCACCGCCACCCUGCCAUUGGUGCCCUCUGGGACUUUUUUCAUAGGUCUGCUCA